Messenger RNA from Microsporum canis CBS 113480, 2325 nucleotides. Its product is annotated as DnaJ domain-containing protein. The record is from RefSeq and is a predicted model, not a curated record. Bases 1 to 2325 code for a protein of 774 amino acids. NCBI's taxonomy places the organism in Eukaryota, Fungi, Ascomycota, Eurotiomycetes, Onygenales, Arthrodermataceae. The transcript is spliced from 4 exons. Gene Ontology annotation, biological process: cristae formation.
AUGGCAGCUCACAUGGCUGAUAACGGUGCCGAAGGGCCUCAGGCUCUUCCAGACGACGAGGACAUGGUGCAAGAAUAUGACCUUCUGUCGUCCUAUACCGAUACAACAGACUACUAUUCGCUCCUGGCCCUGUCGCGCGAUCCCCCACCUACCGAUGCAGCGAUUCGCUCUGCCUACCGAACCCUGACACUUAGCUUCCAUCCGGACAAACAGCCGUCGCAUCUCCAAGAGGCCGCCAGAAACCAUUUUGGGAAGAUACAGACUGCCUAUGAAACCCUUAUAGAUCCCAAGAAGCGGGUCGUUUAUGACCUGAUGGGAGAGGAAGGCGUACGCAAACAAUGGGGCAUGACGGGCCUUUUGGGGGCAUUUGGUGAGGCUGAAAGGAUGCAAGUUGGCGUGAAAACCAUGGAUGAAGCCCAAUUCCGCCGAUGGUUUGUGCGUAAGAUGAAGGAUAAGGAACGCUCUGUACUGGAGGACUUAAUCUCGAGUAAAGUAGAAAUGCAAGUCGGCUUUGAUGCAACAAACAUGUUCAGCAAGGAAACUGAGGAUUCAAUAAAUAUUGAGAUGCCCGAUAUGAAGCCGUCUCAUUUUGCUAUUGGAUUCAAGUUUAAGACGCCUUUUCCUUCUAUCCCCGGAUUCAAGUCAUCCAGCAGUCAAGAUGAAGAAGACGACAAUGAUGAUGACGAGAACGGUUCAAACCGUAAGAGGAACGACAUUAUGGACGAAGAUAAGGAAAAUAUGCAAUUAGUCAUUCAAGCAAGCACGGGUGGAGAACUCCAUCGAAUGAAGCGUGUCUUCACUCUGCUCGAUGAGGAAACCAACGAAGAAAGAGAUAUAGAGCAAGAAUUGCCCCAUAACCUUGCAGUCAACAGCUUUUCCUUGGGCGCUCAUGUACAGCAUGUUGUACAGAGCCAUGACACUAAGGAUACCCCGUUAAAUCGCCUCUUAUUCCCUUUCCUCGGGGACUCAUCCGUCAAGGUUGGAGCGUCCCUACUUCCUGCUCCCUCACUCACUUUAUCGCUGCGGAAGCUCCUUGCCCCUGUCCCAGGGACAUAUCCUUUCCAGCUUACUUUGAGUACAGUCGUGUCUCAUUCACCUUUAUUUAUGCCACCACCUUUGCAUGUAUCAGUCCAAAGGCAAAUAGGUGAUGGCAAAUUAAUGUUUUGCAACUGGUCUAGCGGGAUAAUUACUUGGCCAUCUUUCAUAGCGAGCUUCUUUGAGUCCAUAGCCAAAGCUCUUUACGACGAAACCGAGGCUGUCAUAUUAGCUGCAGAGAGCAGCAAAUUUGAGCUAGGCUUAAAUAUACUUCCUAAACGUUUUACAAGACGGGCGCAGCCUGCAUCUAGAGCUCAAAACUUGGAUGAGGAAGAUGAAGCAGCGGAGAAUAGUAGAAGAGCACAGAAAAUGGAGCAAUCAGAGACCAGGCAAAACUGGGGCAUAAUACUCCACUCAUCGCCCGGCAUCAUAAACCUAUCGCUCAAUUACGGGAGGAAUCUUUUCACGUCUGAGCCCGAAGAGCCAGCUCUGUCCCAGUGGAGCUAUGAAGGCUACACUCCUCGGAAGGAAAUAAUCAACAGCCCCCCUGUCCGACUGGAAAUUGCAACAACUGUUUCAUUAGAUCUCUCCACCUCCUGGAUGAUAUCAGGCGUUCGCAAAUUUGGUAACUUUACUCACAUGGGUCUUAGUAUUGGAAUACAAGGCGGCAGGGGACUUGUUUGUGCAAUCACAUGGAAUAGACUUGGGCAAACCUUGAAAUUUCCGAUUGCAAUCUGUCCGAUGGAAGUAGUGGAUGCUGAUAUUGCCAGUCUUGCUGUGAUUGUACCGUGGCUUACAUAUUCGAUUAUGGAGUUCGGGUACUGGCGUCCGCGGCAGAGACGGAAACAGAAGAAAGCCAUUGCUAGACAACAAAGGAGAGUGCAAAGGCUCUUAGCCAAACGGAAAGCAGAUAGCUUGGAAGCUAUUGAGCUGAUGAAGGAACAUAUCAGCCGCAGACAGGAUGUUGAAGAACAAAGGGGCGGUCUGGUAAUUCUUCAUGCCGAAUAUGGAUAUAUUCCCCCACACUCAGCGUUGAGAAUCAGCAGAACCGACCCGAAGGCAGAUGAAAAGAUGGUUGACGUCACUAUUCCCGUUGCUGCGCUUGUUGACCAGGGCCAGCUGAGCAUACCGCGUAGUAUCGUCAAGGGCGAGAUCCUUGGUUUCAGUGACCCUGCCCCGUUCUUGCCCAAGACGCUGCGGAUACAAUACAUCUUUGGGUGGAAGAAACACUCGGUUGAAAUAGCGGAUGGAGAGGACGUGAUCUGCCCCAUGCAGUCACAUUUGGAGUAG